AUGAGUAGCGGAUUAUAUAAUUUCUCAAAUGAUAUCAGUAGUAGUAGCAGUGAAAGAGAUGAUUCAGAUGGAUUCAUAGUGCAAUCGACUGUCUAUCCGACAGCGUCGACCAACAGCGAUACCUCUGUUGGCUCACCAUCGACCUCCACCAGUGAUAUAGAUUAUCUAUUGCCAUCAUCAAAUGUCAAUAGUAAUAGUAGUAGUACAGUACAACAACCAUCACACCUACCACCACAAGUACAUCAAUCACCACCACCACAGCCACAAGCACAAGCACCACCUCCAGCAUAUUCAUUCUAUAUGCCACCAUCAUCACCAAAUCCAACACCACCACCACCAACAACAUCAUCAUCAUCUUCAGUAACCGGCCAAGCAACCUCUACUACAAGUCCACAUGCAUCUGUACAAUCACCUGUUCCAGCUCAAGUCACAUCUCCAACGCCAACACCAACUACAAAUCCAAUCAGUCCAACACCUGUUGUAGCUGUCCAAACACAAUCACCAUCUGCGACCACUACCACACCAUCGCCACCACAACCAGCCACCGUUACACCAACUACACCAACUACAUUACCAUUCUUCCAACAAUACAAGCAGCAACAACAACAACAGCAACAACAACAAUCACCUCCAGCAAUGUUCACUACUUCCACUACCACCAACAAUAACAACAAUAAUGUUGUAUUAAGUAAUCAAAUCACUGAACUUAUGAAAUUAGUUGAGAGUAAAUUUGAGAGUGUUUUAGAGAUUGUAAAUAAAUCCAAUGAAAAGAUAGCGAGUUUAGAAGAAAAGCUAAAGGUUGUAGAUCAGAAAUGUGAUCAACUCUUGGCUCAACCACAACAACAGCAACAACAACAACAGCAACAACCACCACAACUAGCACUACAGGGUCAACCACCACAACAACAACAACCAGCACAGGCACCACAGGCACAACCUCAACAACAACAACAACAACAAAUACAUCAAGUACAACAUACACCAUUUGGUAUGAUCAUUCCACAAAGUUUCCCCCCAACCUUCCCAGUACCAGAGGGUGCCGUUCCCGUCGGUGGCGCCGUCCAGAAUCCAGGUGGUAGCCAAGUGAUCCAUCCAUUCCAACCACCCAACACUCCACUCUACCCAGUAAAGUCACUCCAAUAUCAACCAAUGAGAUAUGAUCCACAGAAUCCACAACAACAACAACAGGCUCAACAACAACAACAACAACCUCAACAAUCACCAAGUUUAUCACAAACAUUACAACAACAACAACAACAGGCUCAACAACAAAGCAGUCUUACACAAUCACAAAUCGCUCAACAGCAACAACAAAACGGUCAGUUCAUGAAAGAUGCUCCUCCAAGCUUCCAACCAAAGUUUGCUCCACCACCAAUGCACUCAUACGGUGGAGGUUACCUGUACAUGCACCAACAACCCAAUACCUCGCAUUUGCCACCUGUAGUACAACCACCCCAACAACAACAACAACAGCAACCAUCACCACAGGUAUCGAAACCAACAGCAUCAUCACAGCCACAACAACAAAUGCAUGACUGUCCUUUCUGCUUCAAGAAAUUCUCAGCCAAUGAAAUUGAGACUCACGUCAAUCAAACUCAUAUCAAUGGUUAA
Messenger RNA from Heterostelium album PN500, 1611 nucleotides. RefSeq lists its product as uncharacterized. The transcript has 2 exons. Bases 1 to 1611 code for a protein of 536 amino acids. The record is from RefSeq and is a predicted model, not a curated record. Lineage: Eukaryota; Evosea; Eumycetozoa; Acytosteliales; Acytosteliaceae.